ACUGGUGUCUUUAUUUACCAGUUAUUUGACUUUAUAGCAGUAGAAUAGUCUUCAUGUCAUGUUUCAUGUUGCUUGAAGGUUCUCACUCCCGUGUUGCUGAGCUCAUCGUGUGAACAAUGCAGCGUUUGUACAUUGCAGCUGUUUUUUUGUGGGCUGUCAGUGUGACAGAAGGAAAGGCCUUGCAUUCCCUACCUGACUUUGGGAACAGCUAUCGUGUCAAAGGAGUGAUCUCUCUGCCAUACGCCGAGAUUGUUGAGCCUUUUCAGGCUUGGUUUGACCUAGAAGCAAAGUCCAGCCGUAUAGACUACUACCAUGGCCAAGUUUCAACAUACCAGUUGGCGGCACAGCCGGAGUUUGGCAUCUCCUAUAAAAUCACUCCCGAGACCACUGAGAUGGAGCAAAAUGUGAUGAAGUGCUUCCAGGUUAAUGGAACAAAAGAUGAAGCAGUCACACCACAGGCAUCGCUGCCGAACGUGCAGGGCUUCCAGUUCCUGAGACUGGAGUACUAUGGAGGUUCCCUGUGUGAGGUUUGGCAGAAUGUGACCACUGUGGGUCACAAAAAAAACACAUAUACACUGUGGGUGAUGAAAUCGGAGAAAAGUGUGGAGGGCAAAUGUACUUCCACUCCCCUCCAUUAUGAGAUGAUGGGAUACAACACGCUGCUGGGGUCGCAUUAUGACAAGUACUUGGUGGAUUACAAGGAUUUCAGCAGUCACUUUGACCCCAAAGUCUUCUCACUGCCUGAAGGGAUGAGCUGUGGCGGCUUUCCAGGUCCAGGAGUUGAGCACCACCUUCUGGUUAAUCCGAUGCAAGAUCUCAUUCACACAUCAGCUUCUGGACACUCGCAGAAGAUGUUCAGUCAUUUCAAAGAGAAGUUCCAGCGUCAGUACGGUGACGAAGAAGAGCACGACAAGAGGGAGCAUGCUUUUGUUCACAAUCUCCGGUAUAUCCACUCAAAGAACAGAGCAGGGAUCUCAUUCUCCCUGGCUCUGAACUCCCUGUCAGAUCGUACCAUGUCUGAGCUGGCAACGAUGAGGGGAAGAAAGCAAAGGAAGACUCCAAAUAAAGGGCGCCCCUUUCCCACUGAGCUCUACAAGGCGGUGAAUCUACCCGACUCACUUGAUUGGAGGCUAUAUGGUGCUGUGACUCCAGUGAAGGACCAGGCCAUCUGUGGCUCCUGCUGGAGCUUUGCCACCACUGGAGCAGUAGAGGGUGCUCUCUUCCUAAAGACGGGUUCCCUGCAGGUUCUCUCUCAGCAGAUGCUGGUGGACUGUUCCUGGGGUUUCGGCAAUAACGGCUGUGACGGAGGGGAGGAGUGGAGGGCAUACGAGUGGAUUAUGAAACAUGGAGGCAUCGCCACAACAGAAACCUAUGGGGCCUAUAUGGGAAUGAAUGGAUUUUGCCACUUAAACUCAUCCCAGCUUACUGCACACAUCCGGAGCUACACAAACGUCACGUCUGGCGACGCAGAGGCCCUCAAGGUCGCUCUCUUCAAAAACGGGCCGGUGGCCAUCAGCAUCGACGCGUCGCAUCGCUCAUUUGUUUUUUACAGCCACGGCGUCUACUAUGAACCUGCGUGUGGCAACACCACAGAUGACCUGGACCACGCCGUGCUUGCUGUGGGAUAUGGCACCUUGAACAAGGAGCCUUACUGGCUGGUAAAGAACUCUUGGUCUACUUACUGGGGCAACGACGGCUACAUCCUCAUGUCCAUGAAGGACAACAACUGCGGUGUCGCCACCGAUGCUACAUACGUUACGCUGGCAUAGACUCUGCCCGCGUCCUUUGGUCCCUUCACUUAAAGCCACUUUGAGUGACAACUAAUGCUGGAUGUGUGAAGAUGCAGCGUUUGCAUCAUGUUCAACUGCCUGAUAUUAGUGUUAAAUCUUGCUGCUGUGAUACUGCACAACUUGCACACAUAAGAAAUACUCAUUUUCAAACAAGUUUAUUGCUGGAGGCACCAAGGCACAAUGCCUUCGUUACAGUUUGGCAAAGUACAUUUGGUGACACAUUUUGACAUGUUUGUCUUAAAAAUGUUGCAUUUAAGUAAACUGGAAUAAUUGCAAUUUUUAAAAUAUUAAACAUGUUCAAUUUGCAUUGAGAUCUCUGGUUAA
Cololabis saira (Pacific saury) is the source of this 2114-nucleotide messenger RNA. Its product is annotated as digestive cysteine proteinase 1-like. Lineage: Eukaryota; Metazoa; Chordata; Actinopteri; Beloniformes; Belonidae. Gene Ontology annotation, cellular component: lysosome. Gene Ontology annotation, biological process: immune response. Gene Ontology annotation, molecular function: cysteine-type endopeptidase activity. The record is from RefSeq and is a predicted model, not a curated record. Bases 117 to 1769 code for a protein of 550 amino acids. The transcript has 11 exons.